CGAAGCUAACCAUCUCCAACACCCCAUUUUGACAAUCCCACACGCUUAGACCAUUUUCAUCAGCCAAACUUCUUCUCAGGGAUCUCCUCCGCCGCCCGUCGCCCGAACCGCGCAACCGGUCGUCCGUUCCGCCCCUCUCUCUGAUUGCAUAUUUGCUUCCAAGAUGUCUGAGUUGAGAACAAGGACUGCAUCUGCCAAGCGACCGUCUGCCCCGGCCACGAGCGAAGCUUCCAGCAGCAGCGGCAGCGACCAUGAGCCGGAGACGCCCAAGAGCCUCCAGCGGCCGUCUUCCUUCUCGCAGCGAGCGAUAUCGCAGACUCUCACCGGCACGGCCAACCUGGCCAACCUCCUCCCGACGGGGACCCUCUUGGCCUUCCAGCUCCUGAUGCCGGUCUUCACCAGCAACGGCUCGUGCGACUCCGCCACGCGUCCGCUCACCAUCAUCCUCCUCGCGCUGCUCGCCGCCUCCUGCUUCCUCGCUAGUUUCACCGACAGCGUCAGGUCAUCCGAUGGCCAGGUCUACUAUGGAUUCGCGACGUCGAAAGGGUUGUACCUCUUCGACACAACCGUCCCGAGCACGAGCCUGCCCGAUAUGAGCAAGUACAGGCGGGGGUUCAUAGAUUGGGUCCACGCGCUGUUGUCGGUGCUGGUGUUCGGAGCGGUGGCCUUGCGGGACAAGAACGUGGUGAGUUGCUUGUACCCGAACGCCGGACACGAGGCACAGGAGGUUAUGGACAUUGUUCCGGUUGGAAUUGGCCUCAUCUGCAGCUUGCUCUUUGUUGUUUUUCCUACAAGAAGGCACGGAAUCGGGUAUCCCGUCACGCCGGGAAAGUAAUCAUUUAUUGUUGUGUUCAUCAGGUGAUAUGGUCUGAUCUGAUCUGGUCAAUCACUUGAUUUGAGUUUGGGGUCCUAACUCUUUUUUAAAUUCAGAGGGGAGGUUGUAGUUUGUAUCAAAUAGUCACCUCGGUCUCUUUUCCUCGUCGAUUUAUCAGUUUUAGUCAUAAAUAAGAAGCCAGACAAUUGUCUGACAAAACAAAUGGAAGCAUUCGCAGCAAAUAAGAAGAAAAUGGUACACGAUCAGUGCCGGAGCAAAGUUGAAUAGACAAUCAGUUCUUAUAAUGUA
Molecule: messenger RNA, 1123 nt
Organism: Syzygium oleosum
Lineage: Eukaryota; Viridiplantae; Streptophyta; Magnoliopsida; Myrtales; Myrtaceae
Product: protein DMP3-like
Exons: 1
Coding region: 164-835 (223 amino acids)
Biological process (GO): endomembrane system organization
Source: RefSeq, a predicted model, not a curated record